Molecule: messenger RNA, 3066 nt
Organism: Actinia tenebrosa (Australian red waratah sea anemone)
Lineage: Eukaryota; Metazoa; Cnidaria; Anthozoa; Actiniaria; Actiniidae
Source: RefSeq, a predicted model, not a curated record
UCCUCUCAGUUCUUUGUAAUUUAAAAGGAAGUAAAAACGAAAGCAUUUAAAUUGUUUUCUUAACAAAGGAAUAUAUUUUAAUUGUAGAAUGUAAUCUAAAGCAAGGCAAAUGAACAUCGUGGACGAAAAUGGCAAACUUCAAGAAGACGAAAAUUCUCUGUGGUUGCCAUUUGAACAUUACGAAGACCARAAUGACACCAAAAACUUUCACUGCACAUCAAUAAUAUGGAAACAUGAUUAUGCAACAUAUACAGAGUUGAUAUCACAUUCUUUUCCUUGGCCAAAACCAGACAGCAAGGAAGUUGGCCAUAAUCAUAGUGAAUUCAGUGACAAAUCUUCUACAUGCAAGUGUGCAGCUAAAGAAUUAUGUUAUGAACAGUGUAUUAGUUAUUCAAAGUUCUUUAUAGACCAACGGUCUAAAGAAUACUGGGACAAACUAUUACAAAGCUCAAGGAAAAAGAAAAAAGUUUUGAAUAAACAAAAAUCUAUUUGGAAUCAAAGUUAUGUGAAUGUUUUACCACUGAACAAACUUUGUAUUAACAGACAAGAAGCUCCAAAUGAUGACAUUAAGGAAUCAACAUUAAAUGAUGGGAGUUCUUUUUCAAAAAACGAAGUCAAAUGUAACUUUGUUUUAACCUCGGAUGAAUCAGAGAGUGAGGAUUCCGGYGAUGUAGUGGAUGAAAGUGAUCCAAUGUAUAGUAGAUUUGCAGUGAUAAGGAAUUCGUUUCAUACGUCAGAGGAUGGCAUAGUCUUUUACUGUCAAAAAGAGCUUGACAUAUAUAAAGCAAAGAUGGCCGAGAUGGAGGAUUUGCUUGAAAGGGAAUUAAAGCAGAUUAAAUACCAGCAUGACCAACUGAGGGCUAAAAGAGCUGAACAAAGAAAGCUUUUAUCGGGUGGAGCAGACAGCAGCAAUGACCAUGACUCACAUGAAGAGGAACCGACAGAAAAGGAUGCUUUAAAUUCUGACAAUAGCAGACAAGGCACAGCCUUAAAACAAGAAAGAAAAUCAGCCAUCUUUUCCUCGAUUCAUGACGUGUUCAGUUAUGCAAGAACAGGAAUACAAGGAAUGUUUGUAAAGACCUCUCCAAAUAGUGCCAGAAAAGUAAAAACAAACGAUGCUAGUGACAGUGAAGGAAGUGAUGAUGAAGAAGAUACAAAGAUUAAUGACUCUACUUCAUCAAUCAAGCAUUCGGCACCUCUAUUAGAUAAUCAUGAUGAAUUCACAAGGCAGAUGACUUCUGAGGGAGGACUAAAAUAUGAAAGCUCUGACAAAUCAGUACAGCAGCUCUCAUACCAGAAUCUCCCACCACCUUUAUCUCUUAAUUCUUUACAAGAUAAAAGAAGUAAAAGUUGAUUUAAAUGAGAGUUAAUCAAGCUGUUGGCCAGCUAUCGUUUAUGUAUUCUGCUAGUAGAAUCCUAUAGCCAACUUUCGAUAUUCUGGUUGAGUGGUGAAGCACAAUUUAACAUUUCAAAUCGAGGCUUUGGGGAAACAAUAAUGUAAUGGUAACAAUUCCUUUAUUUUGUGCUUGAUCACUGAAACAAAAUUAAAUAUUGAAAAUUGGCUAUUCCUUCUUUGUUUUAGAAAGAGAAAGAUGUUUCUGCAAAAUUAGGCCCUAGUGAUAUUUUAGGCAUGUGCCCAUGUUUCCCUAGGCUCCUACGCAGCCGCUAUUAGUGUCGUCACGCAACUAAUAGCGGCUGUGUAGGAGACUAAUAUUUCCCCUUUCUUUAAAUGAAUACAAAAUUAGACUCUAUUAGAAACAUAGAGUUUUUAAUUUAUACCUAUCUUGAAAACAUAUUUUUAAAAUCAUAUUCAUUGUUUUAAAAGAUUUGACCAAUUAUUUUCAGUUUUAAAUCAUCUUAAAAUAUACUAGUCAAAUUUAGCAAAGCUACAGUACUGCAAGAUGAUGAUACAAUAUGUUUUAAGAUUUAUUAAUUUAGUAUUUAUUGUUAAUAUAGCAAUUGUACUGCUAAUUAAUGCUAUCUUACCAAGCAAUCAUUAAGUUAUUAUAACUAUUAAAACAGAUGAAUCAUUGGAUUUACAAACAAACUUUUUUUUCAAAUAUAUUAAGGAUAUUGGUAGCUUAUAAUUUUUAGUUGGCAAGAUUUUCAUUAGGCAUCAGAUAUUAAAUAUAUAAUUUUGAUGUGACAAAAAGUUAGGUUGGGUAUAAGGAAGCAAGAAAAUAAUUUUAAGAAAAUAAGAUUGGUAUUACGAGAUAUUUUGCAUAUGUUUAGAUGGAUAGUUACGCUGUGUUGUAACAGAAUGUAAGAAGCAAGAUCAAAGGGAAGCUAUAUUUACUGUGCUGUGCACCAUACUGUUCACAAUUUCCGACAAUGUUUUAAUCAUGCUCUUUACCACUAACCAAUAUUAUUAGUAAACUAUAUUCACUGGUCCUAUUGUACUCAUAUAUAAGUUAUUGUUGGAAAAUAACAAAAUAAAGGGAGACCACUAAAAUACUCAUAAGUGCAUAAGAUACCACACGGCCUUAGCAGGUUGGAAGAGGAGUGAUCAGAUAUGCUAAUAGGUUUUUUAUAUAUUUGCACCUGUGGGACCAGUGAAGAUACAUAUCUAUAAGCACUUCACAUUGUUGUUUCAAUGUUGUUACAUAAAUGUAGACUACAAACUUUGCAUCUCGAAACAUCAAAGUGAAGUGCCAAUAUCUAUUGGCUAGAGGUACAGURCUAUAAAGAGUGCAAUAGUCCCCUUUACAGUUCCCUGCGCCAUCUUAAAAGUUAACUGUGCCUUUGCAUCGAAGCGAGACAAACAAUGAGUUUGCAAUUAUAGAGAYCAUUUUUAACACCUUGGACUAUUAUUCACAUUUCUCUGUCAUUGCAAUCUCACCAUUCGUCUCGCUUCAAUGCAAAUGCUCGGCUACCUUUCAAGAUAGUGCAGGGAACUAGGGGGACUAUUAAAACUUAUCAAAAAGUCUCUAAAUGGUGUCAAAAAGAAAUAAUUUUUUUUUGGAAGUUUUCACAGUAUGGCACAUAGCGCAAAGUAAUUAUUUAUUUGAUAAUUUAAUUUAAUAUGGUGAUGUGAAAGAGAAAUUUAUUUAUGAAAACAAGAGCAAA